This is a messenger RNA of Pseudovirgaria hyperparasitica, 1493 nucleotides long. RefSeq names its product aldo/keto reductase-like protein. NCBI's taxonomy places the organism in Eukaryota, Fungi, Ascomycota, Dothideomycetes, Acrospermales, Acrospermaceae. Gene Ontology annotation, cellular component: cytoplasm. The transcript has 2 exons. The coding region runs from base 385 to 1380 and encodes 331 amino acids. The record is from RefSeq and is a predicted model, not a curated record.
ACGUAGACAGGGGGUCCCGAGGGUACUCAACGUGGCAGUCACCGGAUAUACAAGUUAUACACAAGUCCGAAGUGGGCUUCUUUGGAUAGCUAGGUCAUCGAGCGCCAAGACAGAUUUCAAGCUAAAUCCGUGACGUGCACACUUUUACUUAUCUCCGAAUAAGUUGGAAGUCUUCAGGUUGUUCGUGCAGUGAAAUCUAACUUCCAGCGUUAGACUCCCACUAGUACAUCCAUAUAAGAAGAACGGCCUGCCCUGUCAAGAACAGCGUCUCUCACUAUUGCCCUACCUCGAUCAUAAACUACAAAGACAGCGUCAGCCCUCACCGUCCAAAAUCUAUUAUCAACGAUUUUACUCAAGACUUUACAUUGAAUUAUCUUCAAGAAAAUGUCGCAACAACUCGUGGGAAAACCAGUCAGCAAAACUGGGUUUGGUCUUAUGGGUUUGACUUGGCGCCCGACCCCGAUUCCAUUCGAAGAAUCCAUCGAGAUUAUGCAUCAGGCAUUUCAUAAGCACGGCGCAAACUUCUUCGUUGGAGGGGUCUUCUAUGGCCCACCAGAGCGUAACAGUCUACAUCUACUCAAGGCAUAUUUCGAUAAAUAUCCUGAAGACGCUGAAAAGGUCAUCGUGUCAAUCAAGGGCGGCAAUGAUCCGAAAACCCUGGCACCCCAAGCGAAUGAGAAGGACUUGACUGCCGAUAUUGAGUUCUGCCUGAAAACUCUAGACAACAAGAAAAUCGACAUCUUCGAGGCGUCUCGUGUCGAUCCCAAGGUCCCGAUCGAGGAUUCCCUAAGCUACAUCAAGAGAUAUGUUGAUGCUGGCAAGAUCGGAGGCGUGGCCAUCUCCGAAGUAAAUGCCACUUCAGUCCGGAAAGCAGCCAAGUUCACAAACAUCGUCGCGUGCGAGAUUGAGUUUUCGCUUUUUCAUACUGCCCCUCUCACGAAUGGGGUCUUCGCUGCCUGCAAGGAGCAUAACAUUCCCGUUAUUGCGUACUCACCACUGGGCAGAGGCUUUUUGACUGGCCAAAUCAGGACACCAGAGGACAUUCCGGAGGGAGACUUUCGCAGGACUAUCCCACGCUUCCAGGGCGAGACAUUCUACGAAAACAUCAAGCUAGUGAGAGCCAUCGAACAGCUGGCGGAAAAGAAAGGAUGCACAUCUGGGCAAGUUGCACUUUCUUGGAUUGAGCAGCAGAGUGGGAGGAAUGGUAAUCCUGUUAUUAUUCCCAUUCCAGGGACUACCUCACAAAAGCGAUUGGUUGAGAAUAUGGUUCGCGUUCACCUCACAGAUGAGGACUUUAAGGAAAUUGAUGGAAUUAUUGCCAGCAUUCCAAUCUCCGGCACACGAUACGGAGGACACGCUUUGUCGGUUAUUGAUGGCUGAAGGAACGUAGAAUCAAACGAAAGCCCCAAAUAGAGACUUACGAAUGAAGCUGUAAUACAUACAGAAUAGUAUGCCGACAUUUCAGAUCUAAUAAAAAUCCUCCUAGUUGCCUG